AUGAUCGUACGAAGGACUCCACUGAGUUCGAAUAAACCGGACCUGAUCAUCAUUGACGCCUACAGCAAUGAUAACCUACGUCGGAAGAAUCUGUUCUCUCACUACAUGACCAGGGGGCGUCAUUUCAAAUUGAGUACCAUUUUCCUUAGCCAUAGCUACUGUGCCACCGAUAAGAUGCUGAGAUUGAAUUCAAAGUACGUGACGAUCCAAAACGCCAAUUCGAAAAGAGAUUCAGCAAUGGUUGUCAAAGAGUUUAAUAUCCCCGGCGUUGAUGAACGAUUGAUCGUCCAUUACUACAUCCGCGCUACGGAGAGGAAAGGACAAAUUCUGCUUUGCGAUAGCGUAAGAGAACAAUUGCGAUACAAUUUCGAUCGACCUACUCGAACGGAAGAGUAA
Molecule: messenger RNA, 396 nt
Organism: Phytophthora infestans T30-4
Lineage: Eukaryota; Oomycota; Peronosporomycetes; Peronosporales; Peronosporaceae
Exons: 2
Coding region: 1-396 (131 amino acids)
Source: RefSeq, a predicted model, not a curated record